AUGUCGUCGGCUAUCGCAGACAUGCAGUGCGUACUUGGAGCAAACAAUAAAUAUUUUAUUAAAGAAUUUUCUAUAGUCGACACAGAAACAUGGGCAAGCCAGCACUGGAUUUUUAAAAAUUCUAAAUCUAAGCAGGACAAUAAAUCUCGUAAAACUAAUAAGUGGCUAGAACAUAACUAUCAUAAACUAACUGUAGAAUAUGGUGAUAUCGAGUAUGAAAAACUAAGUAGAAUAUUGAACUCUCUAAAGUUCUCAUGUAUUUACGUCAAAGGAGAUCAGAAAAAACAACUUCUUACAGAAUUUAUACCUCACGUCGCUCUCAUCAACAUCGAAGACCUUGGAUGUCCACGUUUGGACCAGAUAUGUGAUGAUGAAACUCUACCCUGCUGUAUUUUUCAUAUGGAAUUUAAUCCUAAACAAUGUACGUUCUUUAACACGUUCACGACCAAGGGUUUCAUCAAUGCUCGGUACGUCAGUCCGCCAGAAGCAGUUUGGCGACUGUUUUCGUACGAGUUGCAUAAGCCGAGUCACAGGGUGAUCAGGCUUCCAGUCCAUCUGGAAGACUACCACACGGUGUACUUCGCUCCGGGACAAGAACUGGAGCGGGUGCAAAACGCAGCGCUGGCCCGAACAAGACUCACGGCGUUCUUCUCGCUCAACGAGACGGACCCCGAGGCCAGACAGUAUCUCUACCAUGAGAUACCGAUGCAUUACACCUGGGGGGAAAGAGACAGGAGGUGGAAUCGGCGCCGAAGGGUAAUGCCCAACGAGACGUUGUCUCGGAUGUACGCGGUCAACCCCCUAGAUCGAGAGCGAUUCCUCUUGCGACUGCUGCUGCUACACAGGAGAGGUCCUCAGUCGUUCAGAGACAUGAGGACCGUCGACGGGAUCGUGUAUCCGACCUACGCGGCGGCGGCGGUGGCGCUUGGACUCCUGGAGGAUGACCAAGCCCUGCUGGCUUGCAUGACAGUCCGCGGCCGUGGACACUCCCGCACAGCUGCGUUACCUACUGGUGACGAUCCUGCUGUACUACUGAGAGACGAGGACCGCGCGAGGGCCGCGUGCCUGGACGCCAUCGGGCGGCUGCUGCAGGGUCACGGUAAAACGCUGGCCGACUACGGGUUGCCGAAUCCGGACGUCGCGCUGCUCGAAGAGGACGCGGGCGGAGACGUCUACGCCUUCGUCGACGCAGUGGUGCGUUGGACCCUGCAGUUGGACAACCUCAACGACGAACAGCGGGCGGUUUACGACCGCGUGAUGGCGGCCGUCGAUGACAACCGCGACGUCCCGAAAUUGUUCUACGUCGACGGGCCCGGAGGUACGGGGAAAACGACGCUUUCCCAAUUGGAAAUUAACAACGGGCGCGGUACCACGCCAGUACUGAUUUAUACCGGCGCACUACUGGCAGUCAGUACUGGUGCCUGUACUGGCAUUUGUCUGGGAUGA
This is a messenger RNA of Acyrthosiphon pisum (pea aphid), 1446 nucleotides long. RefSeq lists its product as uncharacterized. Bases 1 to 1446 code for a protein of 481 amino acids. The record is from RefSeq and is a predicted model, not a curated record. The transcript is spliced from 3 exons. NCBI's taxonomy places the organism in Eukaryota, Metazoa, Arthropoda, Insecta, Hemiptera, Aphididae.